AUGGAUAGGUGUAAUGAAAACAUGGGGCUUUUGUCCCUCUUCUUGAUCAUCUGCUUAAUCAUCACUAAUGUGCAUACUGCCAUGUCUGAUAAUGGGGAAGUUGCUGCCUUGACUACCUUUAAAGCAAGGAUCACAACUGAUCCAUCCGAGGCCUUAAGUAACUGGGAUCCUCUACUCGUUAGCGCAGGAACGUUUUGGCAUGUCAAUUGCAAUAGCCAAGAAAGCGCAGUGAACAUUAAUCUUGGGCAACUGGAAUUAAAAGGUACACUCGGCUCGGAACUUAGCAAGUUGACGAACUUGGAAAACUUGCUGUUGAAUGAUAACAACUUUUACGGUGAAAUACCUCAAGAGCUCGGAAAUCUCAAGAGUCUAACGGCCUUACUUCUGCAAAAUAACAACUUGAGUGGCUCCAUACCGUACACGUUCGGCAAACUGAAGAAUUUACGCUCCCUUCGAGUGCAGGGGAACCAGUUGACAGGCCAAAUACCUGCGGAAUUCGGUGAUCUCCACCAGAUUCAAGCUCUGGACCUAUCAGUGAACAAGCUCACGGGAAGUGUACCUAAAGAAUUGGUCGGCCUGAAAAAUCUUCGAUAUCUGAAUCUAUCGUACAACGACCUUUCGGGUUCACUGCCGGCUGGUUUGGACAAAUUACAGUAUCUGGACAUAAGCCACACCAACAUAAAAGCAGGUUGA
Messenger RNA from Striga hermonthica, 693 nucleotides. Lineage: Eukaryota; Viridiplantae; Streptophyta; Magnoliopsida; Lamiales; Orobanchaceae. The record is from the annotation of a GenBank genome assembly.